Diatraea saccharalis (sugarcane borer) is the source of this 2918-nucleotide messenger RNA. The record is from the annotation of a GenBank genome assembly. NCBI's taxonomy places the organism in Eukaryota, Metazoa, Arthropoda, Insecta, Lepidoptera, Crambidae.
AUGUUAUUGCUGCCUGUUAUACUGUCUUCACGCACUGAACCACCAGAGUUAUCGGGAAUGAUGCGCGCUGCAACUGAUGACAUCAUAGACUCUUUGGUGUGUCCACCACCGCCCAGUGAUCCUCCUGUUAUAUCCGAUGACAUGAUAUCAGGUCUCAUCGUGCCCGCACCUGCUUGGAGUAAAGAAUUAUACAGUCCAGAUACAGAUGGACAUGGCAAUGGGAUUGCGGCCGGACCACCCAAGGUCACUUCUCGUACUAACUCCUUCGAGAUAGAGAAUCUGCUUAAGAGUGCCGAACAAGUAACUGGGUGGUGUCGAUCGCCAGCUGACACGCGGCGAGGCAGCCCCACUGGCAGUGUGGUAAGCGGCGCAGCUGGUACUCCUUCCAGACACCUAUCUGAUGUAGAUAAACUGAAGAAGGUCCUACUUGAACUCGUCGACACUGAACGAGCCUAUGUAAAGCACCUGAACAACUUACUGGAAAACUAUUUGGAGCCCUUGAAAAAGGAGACUUUUUUAUCAAACGCCGAAAUCAACGCUCUGUUUGGAAACAUACAAGAAAUAGUAACAUUCCAGAGGCAAUUUUUGCAAAACUUAGAGGAAGCACUCGAGGUUGAACCAAAUUUCCACCACUUCGAAUCAUCAAGUCAGUUUAAGGACGUGUUAUUCGCCGUUGGUAAUGCAUUUCUUUAUUACGUCAAUCACUUCAAAUUGUACAGUUCUUUCUGUGCAAGUCAUAGUAAAGCUCAGAAGGUUUUACAUCCAAAUGAAGGUAACCAGGCCCUGCAAGAGUUCUUAGCCGCAAGAAAUCCGAAGCAACAACAUUCAUCGACAUUAGAAUCUUACUUAAUAAAACCAAUCCAAAGGAUACUAAAAUAUCCGCUGCUUCUACAACAAUUGAGAAAUUUGACUGAAAAUAAUUCCGAAGAACAAAACCAUUUAAUCGACGCUCUCAAAGGAAUGGAGAAAGUUGCUGAACAUAUAAAUGAAAUGCAACGAAUACACGAAGAAUACGGUGCUAUAUUUGAUCAUUUGUUUAGACAACAUCAGAAAUCAUGCAAACAACCUAUAGAUCUAAGUCCUGGUGAUUUGUUAUACUACGGCGGAGUAGAAUGGUUGAAUAUUUCAGACUUUUUAGGAAAAAUUAAGAAAGGAUUAGAAUUGCAUGCAAUGUGCUUUGUUUUUAAAUCAGCUGUUGUCUUCCUAUGUAAAGAAAGACUGAGACAGAAGAAAAAAUUAAUGGGUGUGUCAUCGAAGAAUAACAGUAACGAGGUGGAGAUAAUCCGAUAUCAGGUUCUGAUUCCUGUAACAGAAGUGCAGGUGCGUGCUUCUUCAGCGAAAGAUAUGGACAGCCACUUCCUCUGGGAGCUAAUACAUCUCCGAAGCCAAUUGCAACGGCGUUCGGAAAAAGUCUACGUAUUGUCAAAUAGUACGGCGGAUUUCCGCAAUGCUUUCUUGAAGACGAUCCGGCAAAUCAUCCGUGAGUCGGUCCGCAACAUGUCAUUACCUACUACAACCCGGCCUGCACCACCGCCACCGCGCGCACCGCACACACUCGAACGAGACCGUGACCGACCCAAGCAUCAGGUGACUGUGAUGCAGGGAUCCCAAACACUUGGCAAAACAAAAAAACCUAAAACUUCUGGCCAACGGUUAUCAGCGGGCAAUAUUGAGGUUGGUGAUCUUUCGCGAGAAAACUCACAAGACGCCGAUGAACCACCUCAACCAUUACCUGAUGAAGAACCUGCCUUCAGGCAUAGAAGUAAAACACUUGGCGACAGUUCUGAGAGCGGUGUGAAGCGCGCGCCGCCACCGCCGCCACCAGACACAGACAAGUCAGAGCCUUCAAAGUCUGAGGGCGAGGAUGACCCCCCGCCGCCGCCGGCCAAGCGAGGGUUAGGGCGCACUCCAAACCACCUCACGCUAAGCACAACGUCGACGCUCAGCGCAGGCAGUACGGGUAGUCAAGCGAGACUCAUCCAAUCUUCACACCAACCAACACAGUACCAACCAACGAUGGUUAAAGAACUAGGAUCGCCGGUGUGGAAACCGCGCGAGAUGGUGAGCGAGGGGGGUGGUGCGACCCCCGCGCCCUCUGCACCAACCACGUUACCCCGCAGCCAACGGCCCGCGCCCCGUGCACACCUCUCCGCCAGCCGCAAAUCUUUAGCGCCAGAUCAUCGCCAUUAGUGCACACGGACUGAAUUUAUCAAAUAUUAUCGGUACACCAAAUUUCAGUAUAGUGACAAUUCAUAACGAUUCAUUUUCUGAUCAUUUUAUUUUCAUAUCAGUAUUAUGUUCUAGCUUCGUAAUUUUAUGAGAUGACUACCAAAUAGAAGAACCGUUUAGACUAGGGACAAAUUUAUAAAUUCAAAUAUGCACUGACCGUUCUGUCGAAUAAAUGGUAUUUUAAGAGAUCAUUAAACCGAUUAAGAAUCAUGCCGCCGCACGAAUAAUUAAACUGUCAAGCUCAAACGACCUUUUCUCGUGAACUAGAGUUGAUACACCUUGCCGUUAUUAGAAUUAAUAGUUAUCAUUUUAUUUCUUCCUAUACCAUUAUAAUAGUUAAAUAUUACCUGGUACCCGACUAUUCGGAUUUCUGUUUUAUAUAUAAAGAUAUUCAUGAAACACUACGUUUUAACGGUCAAGUUCUUCACUUGUAACACCGAUAAAGAUUGUAUACAUGAGUGAAUGAUAUAAUGCCUGUACAUGUAAUUCUUAUCACUGGACUCAAAUCAAAUGUGCCACGACCCGAACUGCACUUUGUUCUUCCAAAUCUUCUCAGCCGACAUUUAUUGUCAUAAUUAUAAAUUAUAUAAUAGGUGUUAAAAUUUUAUUUAGGCGCACUGGACCUGUGAUCGCAUUUCUUGCGUAGGUUCGUUGUAAUAACAUACAUAUACAUGACAAUAUCAAUAGCG